UUCUGCUUCUUCCUCGCGAGCCAUGUUUGGGUUUGGUGUUUCUUCAGCCACCGCCGCCGCCUCAGCCGUUCCCAACCCCAACUCUGUGAACGGUCCCAUUCUUGGUGCUUCGCUUUACAACCCUUCUUGUCACUUAAAUACCUCUUGUUUCAGUUCUUACCUGCUCGCAAGAACUGAGUUCCGUUCUUCUUCACUGCGCUGGUGCUAUAUUCCAAUCAAAGCCAUGGCGGAUGCUGACACACUUUCAGUCCCUAAAAGUGCUUCUUCAUGCUCUGCUGCUGGCAACAAGCAAGCAUUAAUAUCAUUGUCGGACAAGAAGGAUCUUGCUUUUCUUGGGAAAGGGCUCCAGGAAUUAGGAUAUACUAUUGUUUCAACUGGGGGAACAGCUGCUGCACUAGAGAGUGCUGGAGUGACUGUUACUAAAGUUGAACAGCUUACCCAGUUUCCUGAAAUGCUCGAUGGUCGUGUAAAAACUUUGCACCCCAGUGUACAUGGGGGUAUUCUUGCACGAAGAGACCAAAAGCAUCACAUGGAAGCUCUUAAAACACAUGGAAUUGGUACUUUUGAUGUUGUGGUGGUGAAUUUGUACCCAUUUUAUGAUAAAGUCACAUCAGCCGGUGGCAUUGAAUUUGAGGAUGGGAUUGAAAAUAUUGACAUUGGUGGUCCAACAAUGAUCAGGGCUGCUGCAAAGAAUCACAAGGAUGUUUUGGUGGUUGUUGAUUCUGAAGACUACCCUGCCCUUAUUGAAUAUUUGAAAGGAAACCAGAAGGAUCAGAAAUUCAGGAGGCAGCUUGCUUGGAAGGCUUUUCAUCACGUUACUUCUUAUGAUUCUGCUGUAUCUGAGUGGCUAUGGAAGCAGAACGGGGGAGAUAAAUUUCCUCCUGGCCUAACAGUGCCUCUUUCACUGAAAAGUCAUCUUCGAUAUGGUGAAAAUCCUCAUCAAAAAGCUGCUUUUUAUGUUGAUAAAAGUCUUUCUGAGUUUAAUACUGGUGGUAUAGCAACAGCCAUACAACAUCAUGGAAAGGAGAUGUCAUAUAAUAAUUAUCUAGAUGCAGAUGCUGCUUGGAACUGUGUGUGUGAGUUUAAGAACCCCACAUGUGUAGUAGUAAAGCAUACAAAUCCAUGUGGGGUAGCCUCACGAGAUGAUAUUCUUGAAGCCUAUAGGCUUGCUGUGAAAGGUGAUCCAGUGAGUGCAUUCGGUGGAAUUGUAGCUUUCAAUGUGGAAGUUGAUGAGGCUCUUGCAAAGGAGAUUAGAGAAUUUAGAAGCCCAACUGAUGGGGAGACAAGGAUGUUUUAUGAAAUCGUAGUUGCGCCUAGCUAUACAGAGAAGGGGCUUGAGGUGCUUCGUGGAAAGUCCAAAACUCUAAGGAUUCUUGAGGCCAAAAAGAACGAGCCAGGAAAGCUUUCACUUCGGCAAGUCGGCGGAGGGUGGUUAGCUCAGGAUUCAGAUGAUGUAACCCCAGAAGACAUCCAAUUUAAUGUAGUCUCUGAAAAGUCUCCACAGGAGAGUGAACUUUGCGAUGCAGAGUUUGCGUGGUUGUGUGUGAAGCACGUCAAAAGCAAUGCUAUUGUGAUAGCAAAGGACAAACGUAUGUUAGGCAUGGGAAGUGGACAGCCGAACCGUCUGGAGAGUUUAAGAAUAGCUAUGAGAAAGGCUGGAGAUGAGGUUAAAGGGGCAGCUUUAGCUAGUGAUGCUUUCUUCCCAUUUGCUUGGAAUGAUGCAGUGGAAGAAGCAUGUCAAAGUGGAAUAGGUGUAAUUGCAGAACCGGGUGGUAGUAUCAGAGACAAGGAUGCUAUAGAUUGUUGCAACAAGUAUGGUGUUUCACUAUUUUUCACCAAUUUGAGGCACUUCAGGCAUUAAUUAAUAAUGGGAAGAUGAUGAGUUUGAAUGUUUACUAUUCUGUUUUGGGACUCACAAGCUCAAAUCUGCUUUUCACCAUUUCAAGUGGCUGAAUGAGUAAGAUUGUGAUGCCAUCCUUUUUGUAGACUGGAAAAAAAAAAUAGUGUAAUAAUGUUCCCCAUCUUUCUUUAAUGUUAACUAAACCUUCCGGUGCAUCUAAUAAAACUGGAACUAGCUAAACCUUAUCGUUUGUUUCCACUGAAUAAAUGAUGGUUGAUUACAUGAUA
Neltuma alba is the source of this 2127-nucleotide messenger RNA. Its product is annotated as bifunctional purine biosynthesis protein PurH. Gene Ontology annotation, molecular function: phosphoribosylaminoimidazolecarboxamide formyltransferase activity; IMP cyclohydrolase activity. The record is from RefSeq and is a predicted model, not a curated record. Gene Ontology annotation, biological process: 'de novo' IMP biosynthetic process. The transcript has 12 exons. NCBI's taxonomy places the organism in Eukaryota, Viridiplantae, Streptophyta, Magnoliopsida, Fabales, Fabaceae. The coding region runs from base 23 to 1861 and encodes 612 amino acids. Gene Ontology annotation, cellular component: cytosol.